This is a messenger RNA of Mercenaria mercenaria, 381 nucleotides long. RefSeq lists its product as uncharacterized. The transcript is spliced from 2 exons. The record is from RefSeq and is a predicted model, not a curated record. NCBI's taxonomy places the organism in Eukaryota, Metazoa, Mollusca, Bivalvia, Venerida, Veneridae. Bases 1 to 381 code for a protein of 126 amino acids.
AUGGAAAUAGAUGAAUCUUCUAAGCGAUUUCUUGGUGUUCAAAACAUCAUACAAACAAACCUACGUCCAGACAUUGUGCUGUGGUCACAGUCUCCAAAGAAGGUGAUACUGGUGGAACUGACUGUGCCCUGGGAGGAGAGAACGGAAGAAGCGUAUGAACGCAAGUUAGCCAAGUACCAAGACCUGGCAGAUGCCUGCAACGAAGCGGGAUGGAAAACACAUCUAUUCCCGGUAGAAGUCGGCAGCAGAGGAUUCCCAGCCCAGUCACUAUGGAGAAUGCUUGGCGCUUUGGGCAUCAAAGGGAAAGUAAGGAAAGCCACAGCCCAUGCAGUAGGAAAAGCUGCCGAGAGCGUCCAGUUGGCUCUGGUUACACCGAAAUGA